AUGCCAUCAUCCUCUGAUUGUCUCGAAUUCACCUUGUCGAAUACUUUCAACAACAACAAGACAAUUGGCAUGUCAACAACCUCUCAAAUUGAUGAUUCAAUAGUCUUGACUUGUUGUUUGAAUGAUGAAACAACAACAAUUCGAAAGGAAAACAAAACCACUCUCCCCGAAGACUCAACCUCUGAAUUGCAACAACAACAACUUUCUCUUCCUAACAUCAUGUUAGUGAAUGGAACAGAUCAGCUCUCCAUUAUUGAACCACAACCACAGCAACAACCACAGCAACAACCACAACAACCACAACAUCCAAAAGAGUGCUCCGUGAUGACAUUCACAUCAAGUUCAUCGAAGAAGGAGGAUAAUGAAAUUUCAAAAUAUCCGCCUCAAGAAUGGAAACAUUCCUUCUUAAAUGCAUGUUCACAAGGAGAUUUAAUUGAUUUUACUGCAUUGUUACACUUUUUGGAUACCAUCAGAAAUCAUUCUGUCAUUGCAAAUACAAGUUAUUACAAUGUGAAUGUGUUGGAUGACAGAAAACUGUCAGGUCUUCACAAAGCAUCUGCUGCGGGACAUAUUGCCAUUGUAAGAGAAUUACUCACAAGAAGUGACAUUAACACCCGAGUUGUGGAUGCAACACUCGCAACUCCAAUGCAUUUCGCAGCAGCAGCUGGCCAUGUUCUCAUUGUUCAGCUUUUAUUUCAAUGCGCAAAGGAAAUGACAGAUGCAAGAGACAUUUAUGGAAAUACCCCUCUUCUAUUGGCCAUGCAAAGUGGAAAGCAUGAUACGGUAAGAUUUUUGUUGAGUGUCUUACCCACCAAUUCCAUUCGAACGAAAAAAUCGACAAAUUCUCGAACUUUAUUACACAUUGCAGCUGCCAAUUUGGAUUUGGAAGGUAUCAAAAUGCUGUUGAUGGAUCGAGAUGAUUUGGAAAAAGAAAGACAACGAUCACGAAUCAAAGACAAGAGUAGAGAAGAGGUCUAUUUUGAAGAAGUAGUGUUCCAUGAGGAGGUUGAUGAUUUAGUCUACAGAGAGACCGUUGAAGAUAUGUGUAAAAGUCCUCCCACAUGUGACACUUUAAUUUCCUCAAAAAUCAUUGGAAAAGACAAAGAACGAUCGAAAACAUGUGACACAAUCAUUCAAAAAUUGAGUUCACAUGGUAAGGUUCUCAUUCAUGCAAAGGAUGAGAAUGGUUGCACGCCUCUCAUGGUGGCCAUUAAGGAAUACAAGAGCUGUCAUUCGAAGAGUUCUUCUUUUGAGAAAAUUUCAUGUCUUAACUUUUUACUCUCUGCCGAAAGUGUCAUGAAUCAGAGACAAGAACAUUCUCAAGCACCUUUGACAGGUGUCAAACAUCAUGUAGCGACAGCACUCACCUUAUUAGUCGAUCAAUCCAAGAGAACUUCACUUCAUUUGGCUGCGUUGUAUGAUUGUGUGGAUUUUUUCAGAAUUAUUGCUCUCACAUUUGACCGUGACACUUUUUCAGAGUUACUUUUAAUCAAAGACUCCAACGGUCAAACUCCAGUGCAUUUAGCAUGCAAACAUGGAUCUUUAGAUAUCAUGGAAAUUAUCUUGGCGAUGAGCUUUCCUCCUCGAGUGGUGAUCAUGUCUGUACGACAAGGAAAUUCUUGUAAACGACAACAACCACACUCUCUCGAAAUUGGUCACGAAGCAACUGACGCACUACCAACCAUGUGUUCGUCUUCGUCGAAUGUAAGCCCACCUUCUCCUAAAAGAACAUUGUCACCACCUUCCAGUCCGUCUUUUUUAACUUGUCCUUCCAACUCAUUGGUCCUCUCGAAUGAUAGACUUGGCAAAUCUUGUCCAACUUUUAUAUGUGAACAUCCAGUACUGAGUGCAAGAGAUGCCAAAAACAAGACACCACUCUACUAUGCAGCAACAACGUUGGCUCGAUACUACAAACAGCGUUGUACUUCUCCUUCAUCUGCAUCGUCGAGUGUUUUAUCUCCACCUAAUUUACCUCCCUCUAAUGAUCAUGAUUCUUCUUCUCACAUGACAUCAUCCAAUUCUGCAAUAACAACAACAAGCUCACUAAAAGUGACACAACCAAAAGGAGACAAAGAAGUGCUAGUUUCAAUGAUUUAUGAAAUGUUAAUGAGUGGAUUGAUUUCUCCUCAAUCAGAGUUGAGGGAAGAUCACCACUCAAAUGCCACUACCACUUCCUCAACGACAGCAAAGAGUUCCAACAAUUCUUCUUCAACGGCAUACGAUGUGUUGCUCAAUCAAACAGAUUUCUUUAACACUUAUCCUCAAUUCAAAGACUGGUUUUUGAGCAAGCAACAACCUCUGGUUUCUUCUCCUUCCAAGUAUCGACAACGAUUCAACUCAGAUGAUCAAGCUUCUGCCACGACUCGUCUUUCACGAUCAGCUUCAGGUACUGUAUUCAAGAAGUUGACUCUAUUUCAAAGCAGCUCCCUCGCUGAAGAUGUGGAUCUUCGUCCAAUCAGCCCAAUGAAACGAAUGCAAACUCACAAGUAA
Molecule: messenger RNA, 2490 nt
Organism: Naegleria fowleri
Lineage: Eukaryota; Heterolobosea; Eutetramitea; Acrasida; Naegleriidae
Exons: 1
Coding region: 1-2490 (829 amino acids)
Molecular function (GO): protein binding
Source: RefSeq, a predicted model, not a curated record